Molecule: messenger RNA, 3210 nt
Organism: Puma concolor (puma)
Lineage: Eukaryota; Metazoa; Chordata; Mammalia; Carnivora; Felidae
Gene: MRTFB
Product: myocardin related transcription factor B
Biological process (GO): positive regulation of transcription by RNA polymerase II; smooth muscle cell differentiation
Cellular component (GO): nucleus
Molecular function (GO): transcription coactivator activity
Source: RefSeq, a predicted model, not a curated record
UCAGCAGGCCGCAUUUAAGAGAGGUCUCGUACACCUUUUGCCGGUGGCUGGAGCACGAUGGAUCCCCCAGGGGCACUGGACGCGGAGGAUGAAGUGGGGCCGUUAGCCCAUCUUGCCCCAAGUCCUCAAAGCGAAGCUGUUGCCCAUGAAUUCCAGGAGCUGUCCCUGCAGCCCAGCCAGCACCUGCCCCCGCUGAACGAGAGGAAGAAUGUGCUCCAGCUGAGGCUCCAACAGAGGAGGACGAGAGAACAGCUGGUGGACCAGGGCAUCAUGCCACCUUUGAAGAGCCCAGCUGCAUUCCAUGAGCAGAUAAAAAGCUUGGAACGAGCCAGAACUGAAAACUUUUUGAAGCAUAAGAUUCGGAGCCGACCAGAUCGUUCUGAACUUGUCAGGAUGCACAUUUUAGAAGAAACAUUUGCAGAACCAUCCCUGCAGGCUACUCAGAUGAAGUUGAAAAGAGCUCGACUAGCGGAUGAUCUGAAUGAAAAGAUUGCUCAAAGACCUGGUCCUAUGGAGCUGGUAGAGAAAAACAUCCUUCCUGUAGACUCCAGUGUUAAGGAAGCAAUUAUAGGCGUUGGGAAGGAGGACUAUCCUCAAACUCAGGGCGAUUUCUCAUUUGACGAAGACAGCAGUGAUGCUCUGUCUCCAGACCAGCCAGCCAGCCAGGACUCGCAGGGGUCCGCCGCUUCCCCGACUGAGCCAAAAGUUAGUGAAUCGCCGUCUCCCGUGACUACAAGCACUCCAGCCCAGCAAAGCCAUCCCAAGAACCCUAACGACAAACACCGGGGCAAGAAGUGCAAAGAUCCCAAGCCACGGGUGAAGAAGCUCAAGUACCACCAGUACAUCCCGCCCGACCAGAAGGGGGAGAAGAGCGAGCCCCAGAUGGACUCCAACUACGCCCGCCUGCUCCAGCAGCAGCAGCUGUUCCUGCAGCUCCAGAUCCUGAGCCAGCAGCAGCAGCACUACAACUACCAGACCAUCCUGCCCGCGCCGCUCAAGCCACUCAAUGACAAAAAUAACAACAGUGGAAAUUCAGCUCUGAACAGCACCACGCCUAAUACACCAAGACAGAAUCCAUCUGCUUCCGUGAGAAAGCCGGGGCCCCUGCCUUCUAGCCUGGAUGACUUAAAGGUGUCGGAACUGAAGACGGAGCUGAAGUUACGGGGUCUUCCGGUGUCGGGCACCAAACCGGACCUCAUUGAACGCCUGAAGCCCUACCAGGAAGUGAACAGCAGCGCUGUUGCUGCCGGCGGCGUCCUGGCGGUGCCAGCGUCUGCCAUCGUCGCCAGCAACCCAGAAGUCACCGUGGCACUGCCGGUGACAACGCUGCACAACUCCGUGACGAGCUCAGGCCCCUCUUUCAAGGCAGAGUUGCCGCCUGCCGGAAGCAGCAACGUCGCCCACGCCGAGAGCGUCAGCUCCCCCCUGCCCAUCUCGCCUUCCCCCUCCGAGCAGUCCAGUCUCGGGACCGAGGACACAAGCAUGGCAGACACGUUCACCGAGAUCAUGACCAUGAUGUCUCCCGCGCAGUUCCUGUGCUCGUCGCCGCUGAGAGUGACGGGCAGCGAGGACAGCCCGAGUCCCGCCAGCAGCACGCUGUCGAGUCUGGAACUGGACGCGGCCGAGAAGGACCGCAAGCUGCAGGAGAAAGAGAAGCAGAUCGAGGAGCUAAAGAGGAAACUGGAACAGGAACAGAAGCUCGUGGAAGUUCUGAAAAUGCAGCUUGAGGUUGAAAAGCGAGGGCAGCGGCAGCAGCAGCCGCCGCUGGAACCCCAGCCCGGUGCCGCGGCCAGCUCUGCCGGCAAGUUAGAUCCGAAGCAUGGCGGCGUGGGCUCCCCCGUCAAGGACGAGACCGCGCUGCCCGACUGCUCCAGCCCCAGGCGGCCUGGCCCGCUGGCCAGCCAUCCUGUGGGCCAGCCUGUCUCGGCGGGUGGCCAGACCCUGGUUGCCAAAAAGGCCGUAGUGAUCAAGCAGGAGGUCCCCGUGGCCCAGGCCGAGCAACAGAGCGUCAUCCCACAGUUUUACGUGAGUUCCCAGGGACAGCCGCCGCCUGCUGUUGUCGCUCAGCCUCAGGCUUUACUGACCACACAAACCGCUCAGCUGCUGCUGCCGCUGUCCAUCCAGGGCUCCAAUGUCACCUCAGUGCAACUCCCAGUAGGCAGCCUCAGACUCCAGACCCCACCACAAGCAGGAAUCCAGACUCAGACUCAGCCGCAGACAGCAGCCACCACCCUGUCCUCAGGCUUAGCCCAGACCGUACCUCAGAAGCAAGAAGCUUUCACGCCACAUGUGCUCAGUCAGCCUCAGCAAGUUAGAAAGGUUUUCACGAACUCGGCAUCAAAUUCAGUUCUUCCGUAUGAGAGACCACCUGCUCCAGCGGUCCAGCAGCCCUUUGUGAACAAGACCUCCACCAGUGUUCUUCAGUCCAGAAGCGCACCACUUGCCUCCCUGCAGAAUGGACCUACCGCUUCCAACAAGCCUAGUUCGCCCCCUCCACCCCAGCAGUGCGUCGUCCAGCACUCCCUGUUUGGGAGCCCGGUCCCCAAGACAAAAGACCCUCCCCGCUACGAGGAGGCCAUCAAGCAGACACGUGGUGCCCCGUCCUCCCUUCCAGAGAUUUCCAGUGCACACAGUCAGCAGAUGGACGACCUCUUUGAUAUACUUAUCAAGAGUGGAGAGAUUUCCCUCCCUAUAAAAGAAGAGCCUUCUCCCAUUUCCAAAAUGAGACCAGUGACAGCCAGCAUCACCACAAUGCCAGUCAACACGGUGGUGUCCCGGCCCCCGCCCCAAGUCCAAAUGGCACCACCCGUCUCCUUAGAACCCCUGAGCAGUUUAUCUGCCAGCUUAGAGAACCAGCUAGAAGCUUUCUUGGAUGGAACUUUACCUUCGGCCAACGAAAUUGUUCCCCUGCAAAGCAGCAGUGAAGACAGAGAGCCCUUCUCUCUGAUCGAGGACCUCCAAAAUGACUUGCUGAGUCACUCAAGUGUGCUGGACCAUUCACACUCACCCAUGGAGACUUCUGAAGCCCAGUUUGCUGCAAGUACCCCCUGUCUGUCACUUGACCUCUCUGACUCAAACUUAGACAACAUGGAGUGGCUGGACAUUACCAUGCCCAACACGUCGGGACUCACUCCCCUCAGCGCCACCGCUCCCAGCAUGUUCUCCACUGACUUUCUAGAUCCACAAGACCUGCCGUUGCCAUGGGACUAA